CUUGUGUAUUGCACCAAAUUAGUAGUUACCAUGUACACACCAAUCUCAUGUUCUCAAAAUCAGUCGUGGGUAGGAUACCUGGAACAAUCGGGAGUCCACACGAGUCUAUUUGGAAAUUCGUUGAUCAGCCAGCAUAUAUAUAUUUGGGUGAUAAAGGGGCGUUUCCCGAAACUUUCCCGCAAUCAUGUCUACUAUCCCAACGACUGAAGUCAUUAUCUUCGACACUUCAGAGGCGUUUCGAAAGGACAUCUCAGUUUUAGGCCCUGCGGCCGAUGUAGUUUCAAAGGUUGAUGGUGUCCGGAGGCCCGUCUACACUGGGACACAGAUCGAGAACCCAACUACAGGGUAUAUCUUCCUCAACUGGGAAAGCCUAGCGCACCAUCAGGCGUUGAUGGCUGCCCCCUCAUAUGGGUCCUGUGCUUGACGCUCUGAAACCCGCUUCGGGGGCCCGUUUAAGAUGUAUCAUGUCAUUUUCAACGACCAUCCCAUCGCAUUACAGCAGCCUGUCACAGAGGUUCUCCUCCUCACGCUCAAAGAUCCCAGUCAUCGCACAGAGGUGUUCGAGAUCCUCAGUAAGAUGUCGGACUUGACCAAGAAGAUGCUCGUGUUUGGGCCUACAGUGGAGAAUGAGAAUGAGAUUAUUCUUGUCGGCGGCUGGGCAAGCGUUGAG
Molecule: messenger RNA, 670 nt
Organism: Suillus subaureus
Lineage: Eukaryota; Fungi; Basidiomycota; Agaricomycetes; Boletales; Suillaceae
Exons: 3
Coding region: 185-424 (79 amino acids)
Source: RefSeq, a predicted model, not a curated record